Messenger RNA from Oenanthe melanoleuca, 1996 nucleotides. RefSeq names its product tyrosine 3-monooxygenase/tryptophan 5-monooxygenase activation protein gamma (gene YWHAG). The coding region runs from base 199 to 942 and encodes 247 amino acids. Gene Ontology annotation, molecular function: protein kinase C binding. The record is from RefSeq and is a predicted model, not a curated record. Gene Ontology annotation, biological process: signal transduction. NCBI's taxonomy places the organism in Eukaryota, Metazoa, Chordata, Aves, Passeriformes, Muscicapidae. Gene Ontology annotation, cellular component: cytoplasm. The transcript has 2 exons.
GGGCGGGGCGCGCGCAGGGGGGUUGUGGUGGCCCGCGGCGCGCGCACAGCACCGGGCGCAGCCGCCGCCGCCGCCGCCUCAGCCGCAGCAGCGCCGAGACCGCCGCGCCCUCCUCGUCCUCCUUUUCCUCCUCCUUCCUCCUCCUCCUCCCGGAGCCCGCAGCCUCCUUCGCCCCUCUGCCCCCCGGACCCCGCGAAGAUGGUGGACCGCGAGCAGCUGGUGCAGAAGGCCCGGCUGGCCGAGCAAGCCGAGCGAUACGACGACAUGGCGGCCGCCAUGAAGAACGUGACGGAGCUGAACGAGCCCCUGUCCAACGAAGAGAGGAACCUGCUGUCCGUUGCCUACAAGAACGUGGUGGGGGCGCGGCGCUCGUCCUGGCGAGUCAUCAGCAGCAUCGAGCAGAAGACCUCUGCGGAUGGCAACGAGAAGAAGAUCGAGAUGGUCCGCGCCUACCGCGAGAAGAUCGAGAAGGAGUUGGAAGCGGUGUGCCAGGAUGUGCUGAGCCUGCUGGACAACUACCUGAUCAAGAACUGCAGCGAGACGCAGUACGAGAGCAAAGUCUUCUACCUGAAGAUGAAAGGGGACUAUUACCGCUACCUGGCCGAGGUGGCCACCGGGGAGAAGAGGGCGACCGUGGUGGAGUCCUCGGAGAAGGCCUAUAGCGAAGCCCAUGAGAUCAGCAAGGAGCACAUGCAGCCCACCCACCCCAUCCGGCUGGGGCUGGCGCUUAACUACUCGGUUUUCUACUACGAGAUCCAGAACGCGCCGGAGCAGGCCUGCCACCUGGCCAAGACGGCCUUCGACGACGCCAUUGCCGAGCUGGACACCCUCAACGAGGACUCCUACAAGGACUCAACGCUCAUCAUGCAGCUCCUGCGCGACAACCUAACGCUCUGGACGAGCGAUCAGCAAGACGACGACGGCGGAGAAGGCAACAACUAGACCCCCCCGAUGGACUGGCAGCCGCACGCUGAUGCUAACUACUGCAGUCUUUAUUUUUUUCCCACGAGUGGGGGGGGUCCGGGGUGGGGGAGGGAAAGGGAGGGGACACCUUCCCAGGGAGGCCCCCCACAACCUGUCUUUGAUUGCCUCGUUGACAUUUUUGCCAAAACACCACUAGUGGAAGUCAGGCUGGCUGUGCUGGUAUGGAAUAGCAGCCUCACUGGCAUAUGGACUGUUCUGUAGAUUAUUAAUACAAGUGGAGCUGUCUUUAAUUUAACUUUAUUGCUAGAAAUAAAAAAAGGGUUUUAAGACGAAUUUGCGUGGAUGGAAUGGCCCUCGUUUUUAAGGAAAGCAACGCAAAAACAUAAAAAAAAAAAAAAAAAAAAAAGGAAGUUCUGUGGUUCCAGUAAGGCUUCGAGCGUUUGUUUCCGCAGCCCGGGUGCCGUGUGCCCGCACCACGCGGGGCCUCUCUCUGCAGCGCUCUGCCUGCCAGGGCGCAGCUGCAAAUCCCCAAAUUGAGAAGGAAUUAAAAAUAAAACCAACAAAACUAAAGAAUUUGGGGCUUGCAAAGCCCUGGGAUUUAGGCCAUCCAAUCUUUUUUGGUUUUUUUUUUUCUUUUUUUUCUUUUUUUUCUUUUUUUUGGGUUGGUUUUUUUUUUUUUUUUGGUUGAGAUAUUUAUUAGGGUAGCUUACAGUAUUAACACUAAAUUGCAGUUUACAGUAUUUCUACAUUACAGCCAUAUGACAUCAAGCCUUUGAUUGUCUGUUUUUCUUUCUUUUGCUAGUUCUUUUGGCUUGCCUUCCUGAGCAGUCCUCGCCUGUGGACUGGCUUUAGCUAUUCUGUGUCGCCCAAGGCAAGAAGACUGCCCGCCCGAGGAACAUCAAAGCUGCUCUAGUUUUUUGGUCAACAGCUUAACAGGUGCUUGGCUAGCGGCUGUUUCAACUAUUUUAAGUCCACAGCAAAAGGUUUAAGAACUUAAUUAGACAAAGGGGGAAGUGUUUAAACUUAAAAAUGCCACUUAAAUAAAAAACAAUAAAAAAAAUUUAAAAAAAAA